AUGGCUGAAUUACUUGUGGAGAUGGUGUUGGAACAAUUUGCUUCAGUCACUCGUCAACAGGCAGAAGAAGGGAUUAGGCUGAUUGCAGGUGCUGGCCAAGAAGUUGAAAAGCUUCAAAGCAACUUCCUGUCCAUUCAAGCUGUUCUUGAUGAUGCUGAGAACAGACAGGCUAAGGAAAUCGCCGUGAGAGUUUGGUUAGCCAAGCUUCCAGACGUGUCUUAUGACAUUGACGAUGUGCUGGAUGAGUGGAACACGAAGCUUCAGAAAUUGAAAAUUAAGAAAGCUGAAGCUGCAUUUAAUCCACUGAAAAAGGUAUGUUCCUUCUUUUUUCACUAUCGCGCUUGUAGGCCAUUGGUUUUGCGUUAUGACAUUGGUGUCAAGAUAAAAGAUCUUGAUAGAAAACUAGAUAUUAUUGCAAUGGAAAAAGCAAGGUUCAACUUUAGAUCAAUGGCGGAGGGUAACAAAGAAAUAGAGCAACCAAUGACAACCUCUCUUGUUGAUUUAGCAGAGGUUUAUGGAAGAGAUGAUGACAAGACUGCAAUUAUAGAUUUUUUGCUGAGUCAGAGUAGUUGUGUGCAAGACCUCUGCAUCAUCUCUAUAGUAGGGAUAGGAGGAAUCGGUAAGACAACUCUAGUCCAAUUAGUUUUUAAUGAUGAUAAAGUGAACAUUUAUUUUGACAAAAAAAUAUGGGUAUGCGUCUCCAAGCCUUUUGAUGAGCUUAGGAUUGCCAAAGCAAUCCUUGAAUCUCUUACAAAUAAUGCACCGAACUUAUAUGAGUUAGAAACUGUAGUGCAAAAAAUACGUCAACAUUUAGAGAGAAAGAAGUUUCUUUUUGUCUUGGACGAUGUGCGGAUUGAAAAUCCGAAAAAUUGGGAAACUUUGAAAUCUUGUAUUAUAUGUGGUUCGAUAAAAAGUUGA
This is a messenger RNA of Mangifera indica (mango), 918 nucleotides long. RefSeq names its product putative disease resistance protein RGA4. Gene Ontology annotation, molecular function: ADP binding. The transcript has a single exon. Lineage: Eukaryota; Viridiplantae; Streptophyta; Magnoliopsida; Sapindales; Anacardiaceae. Bases 1 to 918 code for a protein of 305 amino acids. The record is from RefSeq and is a predicted model, not a curated record.